Ostrea edulis (European flat oyster) is the source of this 783-nucleotide messenger RNA. RefSeq names its product prokineticin-1-like. The coding region runs from base 106 to 420 and encodes 104 amino acids. The transcript has 3 exons. The record is from RefSeq and is a predicted model, not a curated record. NCBI's taxonomy places the organism in Eukaryota, Metazoa, Mollusca, Bivalvia, Ostreida, Ostreidae.
UCAGAGUACUUUAAAUAAUCAACAAAGAUAGCAAACAGGAUAUGAAAGUUAUGUACAGGUGAACAUACAAAUUAUCAUUCGACUUGUCGAGCUAGAAGAGGGAUAAUGAAUGUUAGGGCCUGUGCUUUGCUUUUACUACUGGCGAUUCUGGAGCUGAAACAGUGCUCCGGCAUAUGCUGUAACAAUGAUGGCGAUUGUCCGGCAUACCACUGUUGUGAGUCCCAAAGGAGAGGAAGACGAUCAGUAGGGUGCUCUGUCAGCAGUGGAAUAUGUACACCCUUCGGUGCUCAGCAGCAACGUUGCCAUGUUGGACACAGAUUCACGUGUCCCUGUCUCCCAGGAUUAACUUGUGUGGGUACAGGAGUUACCGAGAUUCCACAGGGAGAGAUUGGAGUUUGUCAAAGGUCAAGAUACGGAUAAAAUAUCCCGGUAAUUAAUACAAAGGAUGGAGUUUAUUAUAGUUAAAAUUUAAUGCUGCCAUACAAAAUGUUUCAGACGUCGAAAAAAUGUACAUUAGACAUACAGCAGGUGCCUUUAUUUGUACAUGUAACAUUCAAAUAAUAUUUCAAAUGCUUUGGUUUGUUUUCACCAAGAUUGAAAGCGAUUCUUUAAAUUUUUACUAAUUUGUGUACUGUACAUCUUGAAAAUUUCAUUUUCACAUGGUUGAUGUCAAUUUAUCUGUAAGAAUUUUCGAGCACAGCUGACAUUGUUCUAAUAAACAAGGAAACUGACACAAUAAAUUUUCACGUUUGUAAUUUAAAAAUGAUGUAAAAUAAAUCGGGA